This is a messenger RNA of Hydractinia symbiolongicarpus, 822 nucleotides long. RefSeq names its product ubiquitin-conjugating enzyme E2 E2-like. Gene Ontology annotation, biological process: protein polyubiquitination. The coding region runs from base 24 to 569 and encodes 181 amino acids. Lineage: Eukaryota; Metazoa; Cnidaria; Hydrozoa; Anthoathecata; Hydractiniidae. Gene Ontology annotation, cellular component: nucleus. Gene Ontology annotation, molecular function: ubiquitin conjugating enzyme activity. The record is from RefSeq and is a predicted model, not a curated record. The transcript has 6 exons.
UUAUUGUUUUGGUAUUCCGGUCUAUGGCAAAUAGUAGGAGUUACGUCACUGAUGUGAAGAAAUUAAAAAUGGCGGAUAAAAAAGAAGCUAUUGGAAGGAAAAAGGAUAGAGAAUCCAAGAAAAAAAUUGGUGGAGGAAGAAUUCAAAAAGAACUUGCUGAAAUAUCACUGGACCCACCUCCGAACUGCAGCGCUGCCCCGAAAGGAGACAAUUUACAUGAAUGGCUUGCUACUAUCAUGGGACCACAGGGAUCACCAUAUGCCGGUGGCAUAUUCUUUUUGGAUAUCACUUUCCCACAGGACUAUCCUUUUAAACCACCCAAAGUUGUUUUUAAAACAAGAAUUUACCAUUGUAACAUAAAUAGUCAGGGAGUAAUCUGCCUAGAUGUUCUUAAAGAUAAAUGGUCUCCUGCAUUGACGAUUUCAAAACUGCUCGUCUCGUUGAUAGCUUUGUUAUCAGAUUGCAAUCCAGAAGAUCCAUUGGUUGGCAGUAUAGCACAACAAUACAUCAACGACAAAGAAAUGCACGACUCUACCGCAAGAGAAUGGACUCGAAGAUACGCCACGUGAUAGCAUUUCACAAGAUGUGAAAAAUGACGGUUUUUAAAGAAAUAAAAUUGUACAGUGGAAGCGGAAUCAUAGAUAGGCUAACGUUCCAGCUUGGUUUGUUCUUGGAAAAUAAAGUGCAGAAUAUGUUAACAAUGUUAAAGGAUUUUGUUUUAUGAAAUUUUGUUGUAUAACGGUGGAGAUUUUGCGAUCGGUGAUGUAUAUAACUCUUGUACAUAAAUAGAUAUAUUGUAAAAAAAAUUUUUUUUUCACGGCA